GCGUUUACUUUUCGCGGAACAACCCACUCUUUUAACUAAUAAAGUUAUAACCUGUGGCCCUGCGAAAAGCAUCAGCCAGCAGCCACCACGAUAAAAGGCUGUGCUAAGUUCACCGGUAGCACUCAACGCCGAUCACUUGCUGCUACAGCAAUAUUAUGGAUCUGAAACAUAAAGGUAUAACCUGGGUUGGGAACUUUUUCCAGAAGCUUGAAGCUGUGUGCCAAGAGGUAGAUGAUAUUGUCAACAAGGAUACAGUAAAAUAUGUUGAAAACCAGUUGCAAACUAUGGGUGGAAGUGUGAAAAAGUUUUGUUCUGAUGUUGUUCAGGAUGUACUUCCUCCUUUAGUGGAUCCUGUUGAGUGUCAAGCACAAGUUGUGGCUCUGAAAAGCAAUGAUGCGAUUAACACCUAUUUGAAGGCAAUGAUGGGUGAUGAGGAAAAUCAUGUAGAUGUCAUCAAGCAGUCGCACGUGGAACCCAAUGCAGAUGAUCAUUUGAAGAAGCAGCUGCCAGACACUUCAAGUAAGCUUUGCCUUAUAAAUCAAAACAUACCUCCAACUUCUGUUGAUUGCCUUGAAGUGGAAGAGAUUGUCCCAUCUCCUCAAGAGAUUGAUGAUAUUAUGACAGAUGAAAACCCAAAUGUGAGUGCUGAAGAAAACGCCACAGAGGAGUCUUUAACUGAGGUGUUGGAGUUAUUUUCUCUGAAUGAUAAAGAGCCCUUUGGAGCAUCAUUUUCUUGUGAGUUCAGUGAAAGUAAUCAUCAAAAUACAUUUGGAGUUGUGACUGAGGUUCCGCCAGCAUCUUCAUUUCAUUGUGUGGAGUUCCAAUCCCCUCCGAAAAUGGGAACAGUUACUGACUGCCGUGAAGAAGACAGUCAGAGCAUGUCUGAUGUCUCAAGUAUGAAUACUUCUUCUGAAUCAGCCUUUUCAGUUAUAUCUGAUGAGAAAACUAUAGUGGAGAUGAAACUCGUGUGCUCUGGCAGUUCCCUAGCAGCAGAGUCUUGUAGCCUGCCUGGGAAAUUACCUGACAACUCCCUGUAUGCAGCAUCUUGUAAUAAUCAUGGGGAUUGUAUUUGUCAUAGUUCCAGUAAACUCCCCUCUUCUGCACCUGCCCCAGUUAUCCCCUGUAAGGAAAAGGCAGACAAAUUAGGACAUGAUUCUUCCAGCAGUAUCCUACUAGCGGAAUCCAUUGAGGAAGACACUUCCAGCAUUAGGGAAAUUCAAGAAUCAUCUGGAAAUAGGCAUAUUCAUUUCAGGGAAUCUGCUCAAGGACCUUCAUAUGACUUGAACAAAGAUAUUAAUGAUUCUAGCAUGGAAACUGUCAAAUUGUGUGAUGAGGUGAAGCUUGAUGAAAGCUGUGUCAUUGUAGAACCUAGUGAACUUUAUGCUGUCUCUCGCAGAGUCCGAAAGCUCAGAUCAUACAGGAAAAGGAUUCAAGAUGCGUUUGCUUCGAAAAAGAGAUUGGCAGAGGAAUAUGAACAGCUAGCUGUUUGGUAUGGAGAUGUUGAUAUGGGGUCUAGCAAAGACAGCUUGCAAUCUAUGCCUGCCACACCUUUAGAUUUGAAGAAUUUGCCAAUACAGCAGGCUUGCGACUCCGACUGGGAGUUUCUGUAGGUAAACAAAAACACCCGUGUAUAGCUGCAGUUGCCUUUGCAGAUGAAUAUGUCGGAUAUAUGCCAAUUUGUGUGAAUAAUCAUGGUUGAGGUUCUCAAUUUUAAUUGUACACGUAAUAAUAAGGCAGUAUUUAUGAGUGCUGUAAAUCUAGAUCGAAUGGUAUUAUUGUCUGGUUUUGUUGCCGGACAUGGCACCAACUUUGAGAUACAAUUUCAACAAGUAAUUAUACCCUUUUGCUAAUAAAGCAUAACAUUAGUACCGUUGGACGUA
Carya illinoinensis is the source of this 1880-nucleotide messenger RNA. RefSeq lists its product as uncharacterized. Bases 156 to 1610 code for a protein of 484 amino acids. The record is from RefSeq and is a predicted model, not a curated record. The transcript is spliced from 6 exons. Lineage: Eukaryota; Viridiplantae; Streptophyta; Magnoliopsida; Fagales; Juglandaceae.